Molecule: messenger RNA, 1425 nt
Organism: Alternaria arborescens
Lineage: Eukaryota; Fungi; Ascomycota; Dothideomycetes; Pleosporales; Pleosporaceae
Exons: 2
Coding region: 1-1425 (474 amino acids)
Source: RefSeq, a predicted model, not a curated record
AUGUUUUCCUUAUUCGCCAGCGAGAAGCCUCAACCCAAGGCUGCCGAGGUUGCCAUUCAGAAGAUCUCAAACAUCUCCGCCACCCACCUGUCUCGCUUCGAGCGUCUUCCCAAGGUCCAACGCUAUGCCAUCAUAGGUGCUGCCUCCGUUGGUGGAGUAUCCCUCCUCUACGCUUUGACGCGCUCUUCAAAGUCUGCCAGGCGUCCUCCUAUCCCAUCUCCCAGAGAUUCGCUGCUUCCGGACUUGUCUCCUGAGGAUGCUGCAGAUCUUCCCUACCAUCCAGCUGCGUUGCCAGGAGCCCGGGAUGUCGACUCACCAUGGGGAACUAUCCGCGUCUAUGAAUUCGGCCCAAGAGACGGAGAAAAAGUUUUACUCAUUCACGGGAUCUCGACACCUUCAAUUGCUCUGACUGACUUGGCACACAAGUUGGUUGGCAGGGGACGACGUGUCAUGCUUUUUGACCUCUUCGGUCGCGGCUACUCUGACGGCCCGUCACCAGACACAACCGACUAUGACUCCAGCCUCUUCACCACCCAGAUUUUGCUUGCACUCCAAUCAUCGCCCAUCCAUUGGUCAACCUUUACCAUAGUUGGAUACUCCCUUGGCGGUGCCAUCGCUGCAGACUUUACGUCGUACUUCCCUUCGCUAGUCCGCGGCCUUGUACUUGUAGCUCCUAGUGGUCUUAUCCGCAAGUCGCACUUCUCCAUUUCCAGCAGCAUGCUAUACCGCAGCUCGUGGAUGCCAGAGUGGAUGGUACGCAAGUUUGUUGCAAGUAGGCUAUGGACAGGAGCAAAGGUCGUAGAGAGUGAUCCUGAGGCCGUAGAGAAUGCCGAGACCACCACGACGGCGAGCGAGGGAGAUAAGACGUAUGUGAGCAGCAACCAGAUGCUUUUGCCAGGCAAUCCACAUUCCACCGUUUCUUCGGUCGUGGAUUGGCAGAUUCAAAAUCACAAGGGUUUCGUGCCGGCCUUCAUAUCGACUAUCCGCCACGCGCCCAUCUACAACCAGCACGACCGCUGGAGCGUCAUUCGUGAGAACAUCGAGAACCGUGCCGGUCCGCUAAAGGAAGUCUGGCUUAUUCUCGGCGAGACAGACCCCAUCAUCAAUGCGGAUGAAAUCACUGAGGACGCAAGGGCAGUACUCGGCGAGGACAAUGUCAGGGUUAAGGUGCUGGACGGCGUAGGUCACGAAGUCGCCAUCGAACGUGCGGAUGAUGUCGUCCGGGCUGUAAGACGAGUUGGUACCAAGAGCGAGGAGGUCCGAGAAGUUAGGGAGGAAGUCGCUGCUCCCGAGCCGGUCGAGAAGCCUGAGAAGCCCGAAAAGCCUGCGAAGGCCGAUAAGAGUGAAAAGAGCGACAAGAAGGAGAAAAAGAGCUCGAGCCGGAGGAAGCACGGAGGCUCGCACGCCAGUUCAAGCACGAAGUGA